Molecule: messenger RNA, 1174 nt
Organism: Spinacia oleracea (spinach)
Lineage: Eukaryota; Viridiplantae; Streptophyta; Magnoliopsida; Caryophyllales; Amaranthaceae
Product: WEB family protein At2g17940
Exons: 2
Coding region: 249-926 (225 amino acids)
Biological process (GO): chloroplast avoidance movement; chloroplast accumulation movement
Cellular component (GO): cytosol
Source: RefSeq, a predicted model, not a curated record
ACUACUACUAGCUAGUAGCUACUCCCCCAUUUAUGAACCACUACUUCUUUAACAAUAAUCAUUUUAAUUAAAAACAACGUAAGUUUUGUUAGUUUGGCGUAAUCAACCCUCAUAAUCUCCAGUCUAUAAUAUAUGUCUUGUCAUCAACAAUAUAUACAUAUAAAUUAGUUAAUUAGAUAGGAAGCCUUAAUAAUUUGAUUGAGAAUAACAUCAUAUCGAUCUAUCACUUGGUAUAUUGAUCGACCGACAUGGUGGAGAACGAGCACGUCGGCGUGGUGGUCAAGGGAAGGGCAAUCAUCGACACCCGUCCGCCUUUCCGGUCAGUUAAAGAAGCAGUCACACUCUUUGGAGAGAGAGUUCUAGUUGGGGAGAUUUAUGUCAAGCAACUCAAACAGAUGCAACACGUAGCCAAGACAGAUAUGAAGAAAGAAAAUGUAACGUCGUCAACAAUAGGAGCUGUAUCGACUGAAUUAGAAGAAACUAAAGAAAAACUACAAAAAGCAAAAGAAGAAGGUAAUUACAUGGCAAAUUGCGUAAAAUCACUAGAAGAACAACUAGAAGAAACAAAGAGGGAGCUCCGAAAUCUAAAAGCUGCAAAAGAUCAUCAACAACAACACACCAAAGCCAUGAAUCCCGAAGUUGAAGAAGUCGAAUUUUAUGAGAUUAAUGCUAAUGCUAAUAAUAAUUUUGAUGAUAAUCGUGGAAAGAAGAUUGUAACAUUUGCAAGUCCACCUUCUUUAACUAGAGAAAUCAAGCAAAGUCGGCUUAGUUUUGUGGAUGAUGAAAGAGCAAGCAAGUUUGGAAGAUCUUCUUCUUUUAAGAAGGAAGGAACCAAAAAGCCCGUUGUUGCAAUUAUGGGAUGGCUUUUCCCUAAGAAAAAAAGAAUCAACUAUCAAGGUGAUCUUGAUCGUUCUCCUCAAGUUUAAUUUCUAAAGCUAGCUAACUAGCUAGCUAGCAUGUACGCGCAUAGUUAUAAUAACUGCCUUCGGUUUCCAAUUGUUGCCGUCGUAUAGUUCAAAUUACACUGCACCGUGACAAUUGAUUUUAUACGAUGUAUGAGUAGUAAAUAAUUGCACAUUCAAUCAAAAGUAAUUGGGGAUAUAGGAAAACAGAAUACGUUGGUUGGAUACACAAAAUCGCGACAAUGAUUUUUUUUAUUUUAUUUUAUUGCGAU